Molecule: messenger RNA, 2519 nt
Organism: Gaeumannomyces tritici R3-111a-1
Lineage: Eukaryota; Fungi; Ascomycota; Sordariomycetes; Magnaporthales; Magnaporthaceae
Exons: 2
Coding region: 290-2017 (575 amino acids)
Source: RefSeq, a predicted model, not a curated record
GCGCAUAUUAACUUUGGGGUUAUGGGGAGCCAUGGUCACCCAGUCUUAUCGCCAAAGGUAAUUGUGAAUGUCUGGCAGGGAAUGACGUCGGAUUCGGGUAAUUUCAUGACCCCCUAUUUUUGCUUCUCCUCCCUCUUUACAAGUUUUAAUUCCUUCUUUUGCUGUGCUUCCGUCGUGUGGCAUCGGGUCCCUUUUUGUCCAUCGCAAUAUCUCUGGCUUCCAACCCCCGCCAGCUGUGACACGAGGUCUGCCUUUUUGCGAGCGGGUUACUCUGCACUCGGAACGCAACAUGUUGCUGCCUCUGGGUCUUCUCUACCUCGCGUCCUUGGCGACCGCGCAGGGCGAGACGGGAAACAACCCUGGGUGGCCGCGGUGGUGCGGUAAGGUCUACAAGCCGGGCUACCCGAGCUUCGAGCCAGGCGGUGAAACGGUCGCACCGCCCGAGGUCCCCGGCCCGGCGCAGCUGCACGUUCAGUUCAGACCGCGGUACAAUCUCUACCUGGACAACGAGGCCGAGGGCCACUUUGUAGUCAACGCCGAGCUGUCGCGACACCACGGAUCGCCCCUGGACGAGUCCCGGCAGUCGCCCGGGACGGCGGUGGCCUUCUCCAUCACGCUUAACUCGACGGGGGCCGAGCUGGCGAGCGGAAGCGUGGCCGUCAACUCGACGCGCAACCUCGUCCCGUUCGACCUGUCGGGCGUGCCGACCAGCCUCGCGCCGCAGCUGGCGGUGCUGCGGGCCACGGUGGCCGGGCAAGCCCAGGCCUACGUAGCGACGGCGGAGCUGCUCCGCCUGCCCGACAAGCGGCGCGGCAGCGUGACGCGCAUCGACAACCUGGGCGGGGGCCUGCAGUUCCGCAACAGCGCGUCCAACCACACCUUCGGGCCGCUGCUGCCGUACGGCUACUACGCCUCGUACGACGGGUUCCUCCGGCUAAACGACACGGGCCCGGUGCGGCGCUACGCCGACCUCGGCCUCACCGCCAUGACGCCCCUGACGGUCUGGGCCGAGGGCGGCGACAAGCUGCGCUACAUGGACGACAUCGGCCUGCCCUUCAUGUACAGCCUGCGCGACGGGUACCGCAACCUGACGUACGUGGCCGAGAGCGUCGCGCCCGUCGUCGACUCGGAGGCCCUGUACGCGUACUGGACGGCCGACGAGCCCGACGGCUGGCAGCACCCGUUCGCCGCGCCCGCGCGCGCCCGCGACGUCGUGCGCGCCCUGGACCCCUACCACCCGGUCGCCGUGACGCUCAACUGCCAGGACUACCACUUUGGCGAGUACGCGGGCGAUGGCGCCGCCGACGUGGUCAUGGAGGACGUCUACCCCCUCAUCGCCAGCGCCACCUUCUCCAAGUGGGGCACCGAGUGCAACCGCACCUACGGCGACUGCGGCUGCGACAACUGCGCCGGCGGCGUGCGCGACGUGGCCCGGCGGCUCGACGACCUGGCCCGCCACGAGCGCGCGCUCGGCCGCUGGCCAAAGCCAAAGUUCCACAACACCCAGUCCUUCUCGGGCGAAGGCUACUGGCCGCGAGACCCGACCCCGGCCGAGUCGUGGGCCAUGAACGUGCUGGCCUUCAACCACGGCGCCACCGGCAUCGUGGCCUGGGUGUACCCGGCCUCGGACGUGCUGGCGGCCGCGCACGGGCGGCUCUCGCGGGUCGUGGCGUCGCCGCCCGUCGUCGACUUCCUGGUCGGCGGCGGCGACAACGGCGGUCCGCACCCCGUGGCGGUGCCGGGGCUCGGCGCCGACGAGAUCGACGUGGCGUACUGGACGGCGGGCGGCGGCGGCGGCGGCGAUGGCCGGCUGCUCGUCGCCGUCGUCAACCCCAGCGCGACGGACGACCGGGUCGGCGACGUCGUCGUCCGCCUGCCCCGCGCCGCCGCCCGCAUCGACGCCGUGCCAUGGGGCAGCCCGGAGCUGUGGGUGCUCGCCGACGGCGGCGGCACGCUGCGCGCCGCGGGCAACUUCUCGGCCAUGUCCACGGCCAUGAUCCUGCUGACGCUUGCGUAGCCAUGUUCCCGACCCGCCGGACUUGGAGGUGGGGUUUCUGCGAGCGGUCGGUUGUUGCCUGCCGACGUGGCAUUGGAAAAUUCAGCGGGGAGCAUAUGUAGCGCGAUGUGUAUGUUCCCGAUAAUUUCCUGGCCGGGAAACUCAUGGGGUAAAAAAGUUGUGCCUCCGGCACGACAGCCGCUAGCGAGGUUUGAUACAAAGGGCCUUUGUCAAAGGUUCUUCCGAGAUCCCAGCAAGUCCUCAUCGUGUGUUGCCAUAAAGUGAUAUAGAGAAACGACGCCUCUCCUCUAGCAUACUUUCCUUGUCACUCCUCAACACAGCUGUCACAAGAGUCAGCGUAUGCCUCUCUGGCCCUGAGUAAUCUGUUUGAUCACUUGUCAUCGAGGUAGUUCUAUCUUGUCCUUCACCAUCCCUUUUACUCACCCUAGGGAGAUCUCCCAUGCCGCACCCGUGGUGUCAUCUAUCGACUUCCUGUCCCUUUGGAAGCAUGCACCUCCUGACG